Messenger RNA from Dentiscutata erythropus, 308 nucleotides. NCBI's taxonomy places the organism in Eukaryota, Fungi, Glomeromycota, Glomeromycetes, Diversisporales, Gigasporaceae. The record is from the annotation of a GenBank genome assembly.
AUGAUGGGUGAAGAUGCACAGCAAACCCGUACCCCAGGGCUUUGGCUAACAACAACGAUUAACUCACAACUAUGCUUUACAUGCUCAGUAAAUAACAAUUGGAAUUAUAAUGGUCAAAUUGGAACUAGUCUUGAGUUAAACAAAUGGUAUCACAUAGCCUACACACUUUCUGAGUCUCAAAAACGUAUGGAACUCUAUGUAGAUGGUGAAUUGGUCGGAUACAAAGAUGUGAAAGAUAUUAUAUUCAAUGAAUUUCCUUUGAAAAUUGGGCAUUCUGAUAUAAAUGCAGAUUUUCAGGGACAAAUGAG